ACUAGAAGAUGAAAACGCAAAGCCACCCCAGUGAUUAGAAUUCUGUUGUAGUUCAUGCCUAGAUAUUGCAGGAAAAAAAUAAUUCUUCUUUUCUGAAGAAUUAUGAGCGAAAAAUCAGCUUGAGAAUUAAAAAAAAUGGCAGCAUCUCUUCCAGCAGGACUGAAUUCAUCAGCUCAGCCGUUGGCCCCUCCUCGAAAUAACUAUUCUUCCAAUCAGACCACAGCUCGCCCUUCGCGCGAGGAUAUCAGAAAAGAAGUCGAAGAUGAAAUCAGGAAUUUGCAUUCAGAGGAUCCCGUAAAGGUGGCCAAGGCGGCUGCGGGGUUAGUGAUGUUGGCCACAUUGCCUGCUGCAGAACCUUAUUUGCUUCCUGCGGUAACUCAGUUAUCCAUGUUACUGGAAAAUGCAGUGUCAAUUGAUGUCCAGAGAAAUGCUUGUGCAGCUCUAACAGCAAUUAUGAAUGCAAAUCUCCAUCUUUAUAUAGUUGUUGUGGAGUCGCCUCAUCUGAUGGAAAGACUUCUACACUGUCUUGAAAAUCAUGAUAAAGGGCUUCAAAUCAAUGUUGCUGCUGCAGUAAGUGUUUUGGCACAACGUGGUGAGGGAUUGCAGAUUAUAAAAGCAACUGAAGCUGAUAUGAAACUUCUUUCUUUACUUGAGUGUGCAGAUGAUUUGAGGCUAGGUGAAGAGAUCACUGAUGCAAUCUGUGCAUUAGCCGUUCAUCAAGAAAUGAGGUUACGUCUAGUUACAAAGGGGGCUGUGUCAAGGCUGGCAGCUAAGCUGAAUAUAGGAUCAUCAGAAAUAUGUGUUAGGGUGCUGUUAGGCUUGGGGAUGCUCUGUGGUUCCAGUCAAGAAGCUCAGGAGCAGCUUGCAGAAACUGAUGGUGCCAUCUUUACACUUUUAACACUCGUUAAGUCAAGUGAUCCAGACAUUAGGGCUAUUGCACAUGAUCUUUUUGCAGCUUUGAGCUCAAAUGAACGAGUUAAAGUGAAGAUAGAACAAAUGCUGAUGAACAAUCCUAUUAUCAGAGGCAGAUAGACUGUGGCAGUUCUUUUGCUACAUCAUCAUGUACUGAUUUAUGUAAAGGUUAACCAUGAAUCAGAUUCUUUAGAUACACACAUGCUGAUGACAUGUUACAGGUAUAUCUGGACCAUACCAUCUGCAGUUGAGAUUUUAACGAUUAAUAUAUUCAAGUGGGUGAAGAUUGAAAGAAGAAAACCAGAAUAAUGAUUAGUCCCCGUAUAAUUCUUACCUCUUCAUCACCUAACAAUAAAUGAUCUGUUUCUUUUUA
This is a messenger RNA of Cryptomeria japonica (Japanese cedar), 1285 nucleotides long. RefSeq lists its product as uncharacterized. The transcript has 11 exons. NCBI's taxonomy places the organism in Eukaryota, Viridiplantae, Streptophyta, Pinopsida, Cupressales, Cupressaceae. Bases 136 to 1032 code for a protein of 298 amino acids. The record is from RefSeq and is a predicted model, not a curated record.